Molecule: messenger RNA, 1142 nt
Organism: Symsagittifera roscoffensis
Lineage: Eukaryota; Metazoa; Xenacoelomorpha; Acoela; Convolutidae
Exons: 3
Coding region: 74-880 (268 amino acids)
Source: RefSeq, a predicted model, not a curated record
UUGUGUUGUUUUUGUUGAAAUUUGUCUUCAAAAGAAUCUUAUCUGGAAAAAGCCUGAAAAAAAAUUAUCUGAGAUGUCUGAGACAAUGAACAUCAGCUUCGAGCAUCAGAAUGAAGAAAACAACAGGAAUAAGGAAGAAGAUGAACAGGCACAGAUUGUUCCGAAGGCUGAGCCUGCUGCUGAGAGAGGUGAAGAAUUCACAGCUGCUUAUUUGGAUUACAACUCAAAUGAAAAGAAAUCAAAGAAAGGUGCACUUCCAAAUGACAACGAAUCAGAGUUCGACCCCACAAAUCUGAGUGAAGUUGAGGAUGACUUCUCCAUUCCAGUGAGCGAACGAGACAGCUUCUCUUCAGUCCAAAGAAACAGAAUAUCAAAACGAACUAGCUCGUACAACCGGAGUCCCGCUAAGCACAGUUCGAGAUACUACCUGGAAAGCGAAGACGAAUUCCUCGCGAGUUUGCCACGACGUAAGUUAACCCGAGCUUGUAAGUCAUCGGGGUCCAGGGCAAUCAUGGAUAUCGACAUUCCAUCGAGUAGUUCGCCAGAGGAAUUUGAUGAAGCUAUUCAUGUGAAAACGAAUUACAACAGAGGUCCAAAUCAAGCGAAAAGUACCGAUGAUGCAAAAUUGGCUGCCGAAAAGUCAAACGCUAAUUCGAAAUUGUCCAGUAAUGUUAAACAAGAAGCGAGUGUUGAACCGAACACGGAGCUCAAUUCAACUGAAUUGAAAUUUGAGAAGCUUGAAAGUGCUUUGAAAAGUGUGAAUGAAAAUGAAAUCGAAAUGGGAUCACCUGCAAAGAAAGUUAAAAGCGACCAUUUGGAAGAACCGGUCAAUGACCGAAAAGACUCUCAAGAACACGAAAUAGCUGAAGACAAUGAAUAGAGAGAGUUGUGAGCUCAAUUAAUGAUAGAUAGAAUUUAUCUAGAUUGCGUAUGAACUUGACAAUAGGAGAUUGUAGUUGGUUUGGGUUCGAUAAAUCUUUCAAGCAAUUUUUGUCAUGUUGAUUAAGGAGGAUUAUAGUUUCUACUGAUCGUUCCAAUUUUGUUUUAGUUUCUUGAUUUUUUUUUCAAAUUGUUGAAUUUAGUUUUCAAUUUAAAUUGGUGAUUAGUUUUGAUCAAUUGUUAGUGCUAAAGCCUGAAAUUUA